Messenger RNA from Dichomitus squalens LYAD-421 SS1, 1829 nucleotides. RefSeq lists its product as uncharacterized. Gene Ontology annotation, cellular component: cytoplasm; mitochondrial inner membrane. Bases 22 to 1569 code for a protein of 515 amino acids. Gene Ontology annotation, molecular function: dihydroorotate dehydrogenase activity. The transcript is spliced from 6 exons. Gene Ontology annotation, biological process: 'de novo' pyrimidine nucleobase biosynthetic process; pyrimidine ribonucleotide biosynthetic process. NCBI's taxonomy places the organism in Eukaryota, Fungi, Basidiomycota, Agaricomycetes, Polyporales, Polyporaceae. The record is from RefSeq and is a predicted model, not a curated record.
GACAGCGUGGACAGAACCUUCAUGACUGCCAGGCUCGGUCUCGCAUCGACUCGAGCUAUCGCUCGCACAUCGCACCCUCCCAGCGUAGUCGUCUCGCGGCGCGCGGCCUCGACGUCAUCCCAACAGCCUGCACGGUCGUUCGGUCGGACUGCGGCAUACGCUUCCCUAUUCAUCGUUUCAACGGGUGUCUUCGCUGCUUAUUAUUUCGAUUGCCGAGCCGCUGUCCACAAGUAUGUGGUGACCCCUGUCAUACGCUAUACGCUCGACCCAGAAGCGGGUCACAAGCUCGCUGUUCGUGUCUUGAGUUCCGGAUUUGCACCCCGUGACAUGGUGCCAGACGAUGAAGUUCUGAAAGUGGAGUUGUGGGAUGAGGAGCUGGCGAACCCUGUCGGACUGGCAGCUGGGUUUGACAAGCAUGGGGAAGCCAUAGACGGACUUUUUGACCUUGGAUUCGGCUGGGUCGAGAUUGGCAGCGUUACUCCAAAACCGCAGCCCGGGAAUCCCAAACCCCGUAUCUUCCACCUGCCGGACGACUCUGCCCUCAUCAACCGCUACGGGUUCCCUUCGGAAGGACAUGCUGCUGUCCUUGCCCGUCUCCGCUCUCGUCUUCCUGCUCUUUUCUCUUACGCGUCCGACCCCGCCAAUGAGUCUCCAUUACAUGGGCAGGAACACGCGUCACUGCGGUCAAACGCUCUCCUCGCGGUGAAUCUGGGCAAGAACAAAUCCUCACCACCAGACUCCAUCGCUGACUUCGUCGCCGGCGUCCGUACGUUUGGUCCAUACGCGGACGCACUAGUGGUGAACGUUUCCAGUCCUAACACCCCUGGUCUAAGAGGGAUGCAGAGUCGGGCCUUGCUGCAGGAGCUGCUGUCCGGCGUGGUCGCGACCAGAGACGAAGUCACUGCCACGUCCUCUCACUCACAUCGACCAAGGCUCCUCGUCAAGAUCGCUCCCGACCUGACCGAGCCCGAGAUUACGGACGUAGCGGCUGCUGUGCUCGCUACCGGCGGUAUCGACGGUGUGAUAGUAAGCAACACUACGAUCCAACGCCCUCCGUCUCUAUCAGAUCCGAACAAAGUGGAGGUCGGCGGCCUUUCAGGCCCCCCGCUCAAACCACUCUCCCUCACAACCCUCCGCACUCUGCGCGGCCUCCUCCCUGCCUCAGUUCCUCUCAUCGGUUGCGGCGGAAUCUCCUCAGGCGUGGACGCGCUCGAGUUCGCGCGAGCGGGUGCUGCCGCCGUUCAGCUCUACACCGCGUUCGGUUACCAAGGCCCUGGGACGGCUAGACAAAUCAAAGACGAGCUGACUGAGCUCCUUCGCAAGGAGGGCAAGACGUGGCGCGAGGUCGUGCGCGAGGCCGUCGCUGAGCACAGCCUGCGCGAGCAGCAGCCCGCUGAGUCCCACGCACCCUCUGGCGGCGAGUCUAGUGUGCAUGUCCUCACGCAGGAGGCGCAGAAGCUGAAGCAGCUGCUCGAUGAACUUGGACAGCGGAUGGAGAAGACCUUGGAGGAGACGGGUGUGGGUGGAGAGGCGCAAUUCGUGGUGGUCACUCCGCCACCUACGGCGUAGGGCGAAGUCCUACAGGGAUCUGUAGUGUUCGUCUGGACUCGAUGGAUCUGUCGCGAGCUCUUUCUUGUCGGUGUGUGUCCAUCAAGCUGUAGUUGAAGCGAAGUAUAGAUCGAGCUAUCGUUUCCCGGUAUGCUCGCCCUCUAUCUCGUUCAGGUGUAUAGCUGGGGUCAUCUCUAUUGGAGUUCAUCCUACUCGUGUUUGGAAAGGAGGUAUCACUCGUGCACUCAUCAUGUGGGCUUCCGCUACUACCUAUUCGCAAC